This is a messenger RNA of Pelagomonas calceolata, 2629 nucleotides long. The record is from the annotation of a GenBank genome assembly. NCBI's taxonomy places the organism in Eukaryota, Pelagophyceae, Pelagomonadales, Pelagomonadaceae.
CAUGGCUUCUGUAGCGCCAGAAGCAGGCGAGCUGGCGCCGGAAGGCAAGCUGGCGCCGGAGACGAAACGACCGUGGAAGCUCUGCAGCGAGACCAUGCAUGUCAAGGUCAUCGUGGUCGUUAUGACGGUCGUCAUGGCGGCGUUCGAGGUCGGCGACCGCAUGCUUGUGGUCGACUUCGUCGUCUCCUUCUUCACGGUCGUGUCGCUGGAUCUCUUCGAGCGGGUCGGGGAAGGGGGCGCGAUCCUGGGCGUGCUCCUGGCGGUGUCUUGUGUGGCCGCGGUAGUCUGGGGGUCGCGGAAGAUCGAAGCCAUGGAGGCCCACGCCGUCCUGUUCGACGACGCGUCCAAGAAAAUCUUAGGCGAGGCAACGAUCGGGCCGCCAAGUCUCAAGGCGCCCGACUUGCGGCAGGCAUCCGAUGAUAUCGACGAGCUCAUGGGCGCCGCCGCCGCGGUCUUUCCAGCGUUCAAGACGGAGGUACUGCAGCGUCUCGUGGCGGACGGCUCGCGCUACGAAUGCAACCUGAAGACGCGGGAGCGCGUGCGCGAGAAGGUCAAGAUUGAGUACAACGGCGAUGCGGCAAAGAUCAAGGAUUUAUGCCGCGGUUUAGUCGUCGCGGAGACGCUGCCGGCGCUGGAAGCCUCGUGUGCCGCGCUCCAAAAGCUGGACAACGUCGAGAUCCUGCAGGUCAAGAACCGGCUCCGCGAUCCGCCGGAGGGCGACGGGCCCACCGCGAGCGGCUAUCGCGACCUGAACGUCAACAUUCGCUUCCAAGGGCAUAUAUGCGAGGUCCAGAUCAUCCACAGCGAGUUACUGAAGCUUAAAACGAACCAGGCUCCUGUCUACAACUUGGUACGGUCCCUGGGCCUCGUCGGACCGCUCCCCGCCACGACGGCGCCAGAGACGCGCCGCCGGCCUCCAAAGCGCACGAGGGCGGCGCUGGCAGUGCUCCGAAUCUUCAUGGCGCGGUUCGCCGCGGCGCAAGGCAUGAACUACGUGACGAAUGGCUAUGGGACAGACGUGGGACUUGCCAACGCGGGCCAGGUGCUGCUGCGGACGAUGACGGCGCCGGGGUUGGUUUAUGCCGCAGUGAUGGCGCCGCCGUAUUUUUUCUGCGCGUUCCUACUUCUCCGUGAUCUCCUCGCGCAGUUCGAUUCGACGCGCUGGCGCGUCGCCGCCGUCGCGGCGGUCUGGGUCCUGCAAUUUGCCAGUGAGUCCGGCUUGGCGCUUUACACAGCCAUGCAAAACCUCGCGGACGGCUCGCCCCUUGCGCUUAUCUUCGCGGCGCUAUAUAUCUUCGGGUGUGUUUUCGUCGUCCCGUGCCUAGCGGCAGCAGCGGCCGUCUCGCUGCGCCGCAGGGGCCGGAAAAUGCACGUGUCCCGGGUGGCACUCCUGUACCAAAAAUAUCUUGGAUUGCGAGGCUUAUAUUAUCGCUGGAAGAUCUUGGGGCUCCAAUAUGCGACGGUCAUACUGCAGGCGUUUGCAAAGCUCCCCGAAAUGGGCGCGCUCGUGUCGACCCAAUCGCAUUUCGGGGACAACGCUGUCGUCGACCUUAAAGGCGCGCCAUCGCCGCCAGCCUACUGGUUCUUCUUCAUCAUGCUCGCCAUCAACAGCCUUUAUCCGGGUGCCCUGUACUACUAUGCGGCGCGCUCCUCGUCCCGCGACGCGGACACCGUGGCGGCCCUCUGCGACGUGACGCUCGACCUCUCAUAUUCCAUGGGCUGGGUAUUCGUGACCAAGCAGUUCUUUCGUCUCUGCCGCUGGACGCCCGUCGAGGUCUUCCAAACCCUUGGGCUCUUCACGCCGUGCGUACACCUCCUCUUCACGUGUAGGGCGGUCGAGGCGGCGGCGGCGGACCAGAAGACUCCAACGACGGCGAAGCAACCGUCGAAAAAGGCGUGCGCCAGCCACGCACUGCUCUCUGUCGCCACGCUGGCGGUGAUUAUGGUCGCGUCCUGCCGGGACAGGUAUCCUUUCAAGGCGGAGAGCCGCUGCAACCCAUGCGAGUGCGAAGGAUCGGUCCUCACGUCGUGCAAAUUAGCGGGCGUGGCGCGGGUCUGGAGCCUGGACCUGAGCGACAAGGACAUCACGGAGGUGCGGUCCGACGCGUUCAAAGACAUAAAGUACACGCUCCUCAACGUGUGGCUGGACGACAAUAAAGGAUUGAUGUCACUCCCACCCGACGUCUUCGACGAGCUGGACGUCCUGAUGAACCUCUCGCUCAUGCGCACGGGCGUCACGGAAUUACCGAGCCUCGCGGGGAAAAAGUACUUUGAGAACCUUUUCCUCGACGGCAUGAACAUCUCGUCCAUACCGGGCGACACACUCGCUGGUUCGCGGCUGCGUUUCGUCCAUGCCACGAAUAUGCCGAAUUUCCAGCUCGACGCCGCCACGUUCGCCAGGACGAGGCAACUCGAGGCCGUCUGGAUCGGCGGCUCAAAUACGAACUGCGUCGAGCUCCCGCACGAGGCUGCAUGCGUCGACCACCGGUGCCGCUUCAUCGAGGAGCUCGACGCCGAAUACUUCAUCUACCGCGAAUUCCAAAAGGACACCUGCGAGGCGUCCUACGAUGGCGCGCCGGGCUGCGGCGAAAUACCGUGCCUGCCGCGCUCGUGCUUCGUUCCGUCGUAG